CCAAUCGGUAGGUGAAGACGUUUGAUAUUGAUCAGGCACUCCACACACCGCUCACAUUUAUACAGCCAUCAACCACUUAAUUUUUUCACAACAAAAAUCACAUAUUUGUUUGUUCGUCUGUUGACUCUCUCUCUAUCUCUCGAGGGGUGUUCUGAGAUCACACACAAGCUAUAACAAUGGUGAAGGCUGUCGUUGUUCUGAACAGCAGUGAAGGUGUCAGUGGCACCGUACACUUCACUCAAGAAGGAGAUGGUCCAACUACAGUUACCGGAAGCGUCUCUGGGCUUAAACCUGGACUUCAUGGUUUCCACGUCCAUGCUCUUGGUGAUACAACGAAUGGUUGCAUGUCAACUGGACCACAUUUUAAUCCUGCUGGCAAACUGCAUGGUGCUCCUGAGGAUGAGAAUCGCCAUGCCGGUGACCUUGGCAACAUCACAGUUGGUGCAGAUGGCACUGCAUGUUUCACCAUUGUUGACAAACAGAUCCCUCUCUGUGGCCCAAAUUCCAUCAUUGGAAGGGCUGUUGUUGUCCAUGGAGACCCUGAUGAUCUGGGAAAGGGUGGCCAUGAACUCAGCCUAAGUACUGGAAAUGCUGGUGGAAGGAUUGCCUGUGGUAUCAUUGGCCUGCAGGGUUGAUUAGCCAUUCAUGAGUUGCUGUUUACUUCAAAUCCUGCUACCGAAUUGCAACCCUGCAACUGUGUGAAAAAUCAAGUUACUAGUGAAGGCUUGUUUGGUAUAAAUAAAAGAUUGGUUGAGACUUGGGAUAGUUGAACUUAUGGUUUGCUCAGUAAUGCUUAUUGCCUUCCUUUUCCUAUGGUGAAGCGAUUUUGCAACUAAUUUCAUGCCAUUUUGUGCAUUUAUUAAUGUGAUGGGUUCAAUAUCAAGGAACAAAAUUUAAUGGGCUCUGGCUGGCAUGUUUUGCAAUUCUUAGCUAUUAUUCUACAUUUUCAAAGGCGGAGGUGGGGGUGUUUCACCCUCCAAUUUUCA
Molecule: messenger RNA, 986 nt
Organism: Camellia sinensis
Lineage: Eukaryota; Viridiplantae; Streptophyta; Magnoliopsida; Ericales; Theaceae
Gene: CSD1
Product: copper/zinc superoxide dismutase 1
Biological process (GO): superoxide metabolic process
Molecular function (GO): copper ion binding
Source: RefSeq, a predicted model, not a curated record